UUUAAAAAAGCGUCUAAUUGAUUGGUUUUCAUCGACACGCGAAGGCAGAGCUCUUGAUCAAUUUGUGAUGCUGGUGGGAGCUGGGAUGAAAAUAACACACCUAUCGAUAGUGCCUGUUGACCUACAAGGGAGGAGCAAGAAGUGAGGAGGAAUUCCUGCACUUUGCCACAGUCCAAGUCUCAUGGCGUCAGUGAUUGAUUGCUGGCAUGUUGACAAAGCCCACUGACAUGAAGAAAAGACUGAAUCCUCUCUUCAUUCCCUCCCCUCUCCCACCAUUCUGACAUUGAUACCACUUUCCAACCUUUUCUUUUACUCGUAAUGACUAUCCUUCCUGAAAACAUUUUCCCUCUGGAAAGCAGCAUCUCCAGUUCCCAAAAAUUGGAUUACUGUGAAUGUUCUCUUGAUUCCAUUAUUUGCGUCUAACCUAUUGGAGGGAUGGAGGAACUAAUUCUAACUCGGGACAGUCCAAAUGACCCUUGGGGUUUCCGCCUCACCGGUGGAAAAAAUUUUGGCACACCUCUCACAGUAGUUAAGGUGACUGGUGGUGGCAUCGCAGAGUCUGCUGGAGUCCAAGUUGGAGACAUGGUCAUGGGAAUCAACAACGAAGAGACAGCCUCAUUCUCCCACUCAGAUGCCCAGAAAGCCAUCAUUAAUGCUGGGGAUCAUCUAAUCCUAACGAUAUUGAGGGGAAGUCCUGUGGAAUUACCCGUAACUCCUUUACGAUGCAGGACGCCUGUUUCCAGGCCAGAUUCUACAAUAACGGUAACUCUGGAUCAUGUAGAGAACCUGCUUGAUCCAAACAUUGUUCCUAGCGAUGCAGACGUUGUCAUAGUCAAAAACUCCGUUGCGAAUCGAGAUGCUCCUGUUGAUAUUCCCUACCCCGAAGCUCCAAAGCAAACCACCGAACCUUCCGAAGAAGAAAUCGCUGAGUUGAUGUUGGAAAAUGCUGAAGUUAUUGAUGAUUAUAAUGUCAUAGGGGUCAAUUUUCAGCGUUUUGUUCCGAAGUGUGAUUUCAUCAAGAAUUCCUUAGUUUUUCAGGCUCUUCAAGAUGAAGCAAUCCGUAAAGAGAAGUCUGAAGAAGAAAUAUUGAGCAAAUGUCCAGACAAACGAUUCUCAACCUUUCUUGUUCAGCCUAAUCGACCAAAACCUGUUGUCAAAAUUCUAUUAAAAGAUGACAAAAAAGACAAUUCCAAGAAUAAAGGUAGCAUCGAAAAAGAGGAGCUCGUUAAUGAAAAAGAUUCGAAUGAAGAAAAGCAAUUAGAAGAGGAAAAUGGCAAUAAGACUGAUUCGCAGCCGAUUGGAGAACCUGAAAAAGCCUCUGAAACUGAGGUGUCACAAACCUCCGGGGAUUUACAUGAACUUAAUGCUAAUGAAGAGAUUCUUGACAAAGACUCUACACAAGUCACGGAGGAAUUAGUCUCUGCGUUGGAGAACAUAAUAGAUGGGAACGUCAAAGAUGAGGACUCAGAUACCGCUCAAGAAAAGGAGAGAGAAAAGGAGAUAGCCGAAAAGCAAGCUCAAUUAAGUAACGCCACUUCAGAGUUAUCAGAAUUCGACAAGCAGCUGGCGCAAAUUCAAAAACAGUUGGCUAGCAUCUCAAUUCUGCCCUCAGAAAUCCAGUCUCAUUUGAACCAAGUUCAGAAGCAAAUUAACAAAUUGCUGGAACUUAAAAAUAAAACUGCUGAACAAAAUGUGAAUACACAAUCAGAACCUGUACCCAGCAAAGAGAUUGACAACUCAGAGCCCGAGCAAGAAAAUUCUGCAGAAGCAGCAGAGACUUACUCUAACAAUAACUUUGAGUCGGAAGAUUUAAAUCCAGCUAAUGAAGAUGCGUCAAGUGAUAUUCAGCCACCGCAGUAUAGUCAACCAUCGGAAGAUGAGAUCAGUGAACAAGAGGAGGAGCCGGUAAGACGAAAAAAAUGGUCCAUACCCCGAGAAAAGCCUUCAUUCCCAUUAACCCCUUGUCUGAGACCAGUUGUGCUCCCUGGUGGACGCAAGUGGAGGUCACCCAAAGAUGCAUAUUCGGAAGCAUUUAUCACUGAAACACUUGUUUCUCAGGCUGAAGUUUUAGUUGGAACAACAAUAGGAGUCAAUUUUCGAAAAUAUGAGCCAGCUAAGGUUGACAUGUCACACUCCCCCACCUGGCGACUUAUUCAUAAUGUAGAGGAACCGACAGGGGGAAUAGCAAAUAGACCAGAGAGGAUCCCUGCUGAUUGCGAAUACAUGGAACCAAUUCAUGCGAGACAUUUUUACGUCGCAAACCUGACGAUAAAUCCAGACGUAACAUCAUCUCUGGUCAACCAGCCUGAGCCUACUGAAGCUAAUGCUUGCACUUAAUUCCAGCAGAGAAAAAGUAUUAAGACUGUCAAUAUGUAAAUAUUAGAUAAAA
Bemisia tabaci is the source of this 2389-nucleotide messenger RNA. The record is from RefSeq and is a predicted model, not a curated record. Lineage: Eukaryota; Metazoa; Arthropoda; Insecta; Hemiptera; Aleyrodidae.